This is a messenger RNA of Rotaria sp. Silwood2, 1791 nucleotides long. The record is from the annotation of a GenBank genome assembly. NCBI's taxonomy places the organism in Eukaryota, Metazoa, Rotifera, Eurotatoria, Philodinida, Philodinidae.
AUGCAAACGACUGGAAUUGAAAAGAUCUAUAAUCCAAAACAACCAAAAACAGUCAAUCCAUUUCUUGCUUAUACACCUAAUGGUACUGUUUCUAGUACUAAAUUAUUCUAUGCUAAUUAUGGUCGACUUGGAGACCUUCGUAAAUUAACAUCAAUAGUUGGUAAUGAAAGUCUUCAAGGUAGUAUCAUUAUUAUGAGAUAUGGUAGUAUUUAUCGUGGAAACAAAGUGAUGCAUGCUCAAUAUUUUGGAGCCGCGGGUGCUAUAUUAUACAAUGAUCCACGUGAUUAUGCUCCAUUUGAAACAUCACCUGAUCAAGUCUAUGAUAAAACAUGGUAUAUGCCACCAAGUGGUGCACAACGAGGAUCUACAAAGAUUCCGAGAGGCGAUCCACUCACACCUAUAUAUCCUUCGACUGAUUAUAUGUAUCGAAUGAAAGAAGAGAAUUUAAAAUUUCUACCGAAAAUUCCUGCUCAACCAAUCAGUUACAGCGAAGCUCAAUUAAUUUUCCAAUAUAUGCAAGGUGAUGAAGUGACAGCAGAUUGGCGUGGAACUUUAUCAAAUGUAACAUAUCGUUACGGUGGAGAACUUGCAUAUUCAACUUCCAUUGAAAUCAAAUCAUAUAAUCGACUUGAAAGAAAAGAUACAUAUAAUGUGAUUGGAAUAAUGAAAGGAGAAAUCGAACCAGAUCGAUAUGUUGUCUUUGGUAAUCAUCGAGAUGCUUGGAGUUUAGGUGCUGUUGAUUCUGUUAGUGGAACAGUUACUCUACUAGAAAUAACUCAAGUUAUUGGUCAAAUGUAUAAAGAUGGAUUUCGGCCACGACGAAGUUUAAUGUUUUGUUCAUGGGGUGCCGAAGAAUAUGGAAUCAUAGGUUCAACAGAAUAUGUUGAAGAAUAUGUUAAAGUAUUGGGAGCUCGUGUUGUUUCUUACUUAAAUAUAGAUGCUCCUGUUCAAGGAAAUUAUACAAUUCAUGUCAAAGCAUCACCAAUGUUAUUUGAUAUCAUUGUGGAAGCUUCAAAAAUGGUUUUAAGUGCAUACGAUCCUCCUAAUCAAACUAUUUACGAUAAAUGGAUGAAAAGUCAUUGGAAUAAUAUAACCAAUGAACCAAAAAUUCGGUAUGGUUUAGGAUCAGGCAGUGAUUAUUAUGCAUUCAAUCAAUUAGUUGGUUCAUCAAAUUUUGAUGCAGCCUAUCAAUUUAAUCCAGCUGAUCAUGGCAAUAUAGAUACGUAUCCACUUUAUCAUACGUCCUAUGAAACAUUUUCAAUGGUGAAAAAUUUUAUUGAUCCAGAUUUUACAGCACAUAGAACAAUAGCUCAAUUUAUAGGCGUUUUAGGAUUAAUUCUUUGUGAAACAAAUAUUUUACCAUUUAAUGUUAUGCGAUAUGCGAUUGCAUUUAAACAAUUGUUAAACAAAAUUGAACAAAAUAAUAUAGAUUUUGCAAUUCUUCGAAAUGCUAUUAAUGAUUUUGAAAAAGCAGCAAAUGAUUUUGUAACUCGUUCUAAGCCAUUAAAUAUUGAAAAUCCAUAUGAAAUUCGAGCAUAUAAUGAUCAAUUGUUACAACUUGAACGAGCUUUUUUAAAUCCAUUAGGACAAGGUCUUGAUUAUCCUGAUUAUAAACAUGUCAUUUUUGUACCAGCUAAAACUAAUCAAUAUAGUGCUUCUGGUUUUCCAACUAUUAGUGAUGCAAUUGUUGGUGGUAAUCAAACAGAAAUUAAUCAAGAAAUAGCAAUCAUUGUUUAUUUUAUACGUGGAGCUUUAUCAACAUUAAAAGAAUUCGAUAAGUUUAUGGCAUAA